Molecule: messenger RNA, 1758 nt
Organism: Penicillium chermesinum
Lineage: Eukaryota; Fungi; Ascomycota; Eurotiomycetes; Eurotiales; Aspergillaceae
Exons: 2
Coding region: 1-1758 (585 amino acids)
Cellular component (GO): cell cortex of growing cell tip; actomyosin contractile ring
Molecular function (GO): MAP kinase scaffold activity
Source: RefSeq, a predicted model, not a curated record
AUGGUACCAAAUAAGAGCACGAUGGUUGAAGACAGUGACGAUAUGGGCAUGGAUGAUGAUGACGAUGCUCGCAGUGAUGCCUUUGCGCUUGAUGCUGUGCUUAGCAGACGGGGAACUACUACCACCAUUGGCGAGUCGAAACUGUUACUUGAUAGCCAAGCCCAGGUGUCUGCGUUGCAAGAAAAGGUUGAAAAUCUGGAAGAGCAGAUUCGCGCGAAGGACGAAGAACUGGCUCGGUCACAGGAUUCUAGUCAGUCUGCGGUCAGUAUUAACGAGCGAGAAGAGUGGGAUGAACUCCGUCUCGAUCUCGAGAGCAAGGUUUCCAAAGCGGAGGAUUUGAAUAGCUCAUUACAGCUUGAACUUGACCGGGUCCGAGCUGAGCAUGAGAAUAUGGAGCGGGAACUUCGCUCUCAGAUCAACGAAGCGAGCCAGGGGGCCGGGAAUGCGGACCUGGUUGCUCGAUAUGCAGAUCUGGAGACCAAGCACCAGAAUUUGCAGGUCGAGUUGCAGCAGCAGCAACAAUUGACUUCGGAGGUUCGACGUGAGACAUCUGAAUUUUUAAUGGAGAUGAAGGCUCUUACGGCCCAAAGCCAUUCAAAUUGGGAACGCGAGGAGCAGCUCUCAGGCGAAGUCCGUCGCCUCGAGGCAGAAGUUAAUGAGUGGAAGAAUCGCUACGCCAAGGCCAAGUCACAGCUUCGACACCUCCGCACUUCCUCGGGUGGUUUCUCUGAGCAUCGCCCUGACGUCAGUAUUGUUGCUAAAGAGCAUGAGCUAGUGCAGGUCGACGGCGUAGUGAAGGACAUCCAUGUGACCAAAUUUCAGAUGUCGAUCGAUGAGCUUCUACGGGUUGCACGCUUUGAGGAUGCGCGGGAGGUACUCAGCCAGGUCAAGCAUGUCAUUUUUGCCGUUCGCUCUAUGAUCCAAGAUGUGGAUCAGGCUCCGCCCCCUGUGGAUGGUACUGCAAUGCAACGAACAAAAGCCUCGGCUCGCUUGUCAGCAACCGCCAAUAACAUGAUUACGGCCUCUCGUAACUUCGCUAGCUCCAGUGGCCUUUCGCCCGUUUCGUUGCUCGACGCUGCGGCCUCUCACUUAGCCACCGCUGUUGUGGAAUUGGUGCGUGUGGUGAAGAUUCAGCCUUCACCGGCCGGAGAACUGGACGACGCCGACGUGGACAUGUCCACUGAGAAAUUCCCCGAUUAUUUCAGCACCACGGGUAGCCAACGACCUUAUAGCAACCACUCCGAGUACAGCAUCUUGAGCCCUCCUGACCAAGACCACCCGGCUAUGCAAAACGGGUAUGACGGAUACGGUUAUGGCCUGCCAGAAGAAAACCACGACCAUGACCUCCAAGAACUCAAGCUCUAUGUCGAGGAUCAGACCGACAGCAUGGUGCAGUCUAUCCAAGCACUGGUUGAGGCAAUUCGAUCCGAGCAGGGCUUGCACAAUGUUGAAACCCAUGUCUCCGCUAUCAGCGACGUCGUUGGACGUGUGGUCUCUGCUACCGAGGGACUCAUUCAUGACCGUAGCCAUGAUGUCGCUCUCCGCGAGACAUCCGAGCCCUAUGUACAUGUUUUGGAUGAAUGCCGUGGCCGCUUGAUGAACACCGUUGCUGAAGGCCACCAUGCUGCCAGUCCUGAGGCUCUCCGUGAGGUGACCAACCAACUUCCUCCCAUUGCAUUCGAACUCGCUCGACAAAACAAGGAGCUUGUUCAACGUUUGGAGUCAUUGUCACUGGGCGGUGACGAUGAUUUCCGGUAA